GAUGUGUCAUUUUCUUUCAACCUUUAGUAUUAUUCUCCGACCUGUAUGAUAUUUGAUCAUUAAGCCCGUGCAGAAAAAAUGAAUAAUCAGUCAUAGAUAUUUCGAAUAGGUUUUAUCUUGUAAGGACAGUGAAAUUAGUGAUCAUAAGGGAUGAAAAGGUCUACAGGAUUUCAGUACAUUGACCGUGAUCGGUUACUUUUAGCUAUACGAAUUGCAAAACGAGAUGUUCAAUGUUUGGCCUUCAGUAAUGGUGAAGAUAAUACAUAUAUUCAUGAACCGCCUGAAAAGAUCAACGUCAAUCAUAAUUCAGCUUCAAUUGACUACAAUUCAACCAAUGUUACUAGAAAUUUUCAUGAAACACAAAAACCAAUUUCAGGAAAGUCUAGAAUAUCAGCUUCAAGAAAUGGGUUACAACGAGUAGUAUGUAAGCCUACAGUGCAUGAACAGUAUCAAACAAUGGAAAAUAAAAUGCCAGUACGUAGUGAUUCACCUCCAAUAAGGGAUACAGAUAACUGGACGCCGAAUCGUAGACGUGCUCUUCACGAACCUACAGAAAGGCAACUGAGAAAUUCCCAAGAGUCUAGAAUACGUCAACUACAAGCCAAAAUGUCUCAGUAUUCAGCUGCUUUAGCGGAAAUUCAGGAGAAAUAUUUAAUGGACAAGAUUUCACCCAGAGAAUCCAAAUCAUCUAAUGAAUUAAUGAAGAAAUCAUCCUUGAAACCUACUAGAAAUCGUCCAAAAUCAUCCUCAGUGUCAACUUCACUUAUACGUCCAAAAUUUACAAGUUUACGUCCUCGUUCAAUACACAAAUCUAAUCUACACUAUCCCAACAAAACACAAAAGCCUGUUUCUUCUAGUAGUAUAAAGCAAAUAAAUGAUAAUGAUACAAUGUCUCCAAUUACUAAUUCUAUGAAUUCUGAAAAUCAUUAUAAUUCAAAAAUUGAUUCACUUUGGGAGCAGGCUGCUAAAUCACUUAAUAUAAACAAAUCUGAUGUUGUAAUACUUCAACCAGAUAAAUCAAAACAUCUCACGGACCAAAGUUGUGAGAAAUCGUUACACACAUCUGUCAAUGGCUGUAAUUCACAAAUUUCAUCUAACCAACUUAAUACCGAUACAAUAAAUUCAAAUUUCGAUAAUGAUAAUAUACUCAGACGUGCAAUUGAACAAUUAUUGUUAGAAAUUGAUCAGGCUGAAAUUGAAGAGAAUGCUAUUCGUCGUCGAUGGGCUAACAAAUUAGUCUAUAUUGAUGAUAGAAUGCAUUCUUCAAAUUGUUUUCAUUCCAUUGCAAAAACUGAUCCAGUAUGCAUAAAUCAUAACUCAAAUCUAAUUUCUACAUCGUGUGGUGAAUUUCAAUCAGAAAUGAAGUACAAACCAUUCUUAUGUCCUGAUCCUCCAGCUGAUCCUAUUACCUCACCUCUUCCACAGAAUAAAGUUGAUGCAAAGGUGGAAUCCAUUUGUAAACCAGAAAAUAAUCAAUCAACUUCUCUUCACAUUUUCAUUCACUUAUAUUACCAGUUAAAUUACACCGUCAAUUGUUACAAUCAAAGAUAAAAAGAGAUGUACAAGCUAGGAAUAUGUGGUUUAUCUAGAUCCUUCUACAAAUUUUAAUAAUUUACCAGAUGUUCCUGUUGCUUAUGUUUGUGAAGACCUCACUAAUGAUAUAAUUCAUGAGAUUAUUGAUGGAUUUUAUCAGACUAUUGAUCGUACAGCUUCCGAAUUAGUUGAUGAAUUGAUCAAAGCAGAACUUCUUCCAGAAGCACCGGAUACCAGUUUAUCAUUUGAUAGAUAUGAGGAUGAUCUACACUGUUUAUCUACACCUGCUCUUUUUCGUCAAUCAGAUUUAAUAGUUCGUGAAUUUGAUGCUCCUAUAAUAUCUAAGAACUGUGAUAAAGAACAGAUCACUUCAAAUACUACAUCUAUGCUUGAGAAUGAUUCCAACAUACCCAAUGAACAGUCAACAAAUGAAUCAUCAAACUGUCAUAAGGAUAAUGACAGUCAAGAAAGCAGUGAUAAGUAUACCUCAGAAUUUGAAAAUGAUACUGUCUCUUAACUGUAUAACCUUCUAACAUUAUAUACCCAGUAAAAGAACAAAUUUUUCAAGGAUUCUACUUCUUUCCCUUAUUAUUAGGUAAUGUUAUGCAAAAUUUCUUUACGGUGAUGUAUUUGUUGAAAUAAAGAUAACCUGAUUAA
This is a messenger RNA of Heterobilharzia americana, 2190 nucleotides long. NCBI's taxonomy places the organism in Eukaryota, Metazoa, Platyhelminthes, Trematoda, Strigeidida, Schistosomatidae. The record is from the annotation of a GenBank genome assembly.